CCCUCAAAGUCAAUGGAUUAAUAUGUAUUGUUAUAAGUGUUGUUAAUCUAAUCCAUAAGGAGACAGAAAGAGUUUAAUGUUCAUCAGUUUUUUUCUGAAUAUCUUUUGUGUUGUAGUUUUCUUGUUCAAUUCUGUGGUUUAACUGAGUAACAAGAGAUGUCACCAUGUUGAAUGUUCCGAAAGGAUUGAGCAUUUGAAAGAUACAGUAUCAGAAAAUUUGAAUCAGAGGAUAUUACCUUUCCUAUGGAUCUCCCACCUCUCUCACUCUCUUAUUCUCUCUCUUUCUCACCCUAUGUCCCGCUCACUCUGACAUUCCUUUUGGUUUUGUCUCUCUUUCUCUAUUUGCCUCUCUGUUUUUCUUUCUUUCUCUCUCUCUCUCUUUCUUUCUCGGUCUUUCGUUUUCUCUCUCAUCUCUGUUGAUCGUUACUCUUACAAUCAUCUUCGUCAUCAUGUUGAAAGUUCUCUUGCGUUUUUUCUGUUCGAUUCUCUCUUCCAUUUCAUUCAGUCUGAACAUUCUCAGUUUAUAACAACAGAACAGGUAAUGUUUCAUAUGAAAAGUUUUCGAUUUGUUUCAAUAUGUGAAUAGAAAGUCAACAGACAAGACGAAAUAAUAAAAAAAAAGAAAAGAGAAGUAAAUUUUUUAUCAUAAGUGUCAAGGUGAAAAAGGAUAAGUGAAAAAAGGGAUAAAAGAUUUAGAUUAGCCUGUGGUCAGUCUGUCUUAUCCUUUCAACCCUUUCAGUAGAUUUCAAUCUUCAAGAUUGGUUCAUUUACCAUAUCAUCCAUGAUGCAAAGGAUUAAGGAUAGUUUACGUAAAUCAUCAUCAUCUUCACGUGAGUCAACCUUAGAUCCAUCAUCAGGGCCGAAAAAUCAACAAGUGCCAACAAGUUCAUCUGCUAAUUAUCAUCAUUCUCAUCAAUCAAACUAUCAAAAUCUACUUGCACCUUCAUCACCAACAAAAUUAACUUCAGAAGUACCACCGGGAUUUUUAAAUUUAGGUUCUAACCUUGGAUCGGGUUUAAGUCGAGUCGGUUCACCGUCGACAUUAUCUCCACUUUCAGAGCGCCGAGAUGAGGUUACCUUUGAAACAGUUCGAAUGGUUCCUCGAUCGUCUCGUAGUGAGGAUGUAGCAACAACUCCCGAAUCUGAUACCCAUUUUCCCUCUGCUUCCCUUUCCGUUUCCCCUCCUUCCUCUUACCAUCCUACGACUCCGACAAACACCUCGAGCAGUGGUGAUCUUUUAAGUGCUCAUAGUAAUUUAAGUGUUCACUUUUCUCUUAACGUACAAUCAAAUUCAAUCUCCGAUGCAACUAAUCAAUUUUUAUCCACCAAUUCACCAAGUCGAUCUGGAAGAUCUCGAUCAUUUGAUUCAGCGGCUGCAGCCGCAGCUGCUCGUGAAGCAGCUGAACAAAAGGCUAAGAAACCUUAUCAUAAGGCAAUAAACACCUUUCUCGAGCUUCCAAAAUGGCGGAUGCUGGUUCGUAAAUCACCAGCCUCAUCAAGCUCAUCUGGACUCUCCUAUGAACGGGAUUGUAUCCACUGUCAGUUGACCCUUGAACUUGCCAAAAUGACCAAAGCCUCACCUCCAGUUUCAAGUGCAAAUUCAAUAUCAUCUGAAGGCUCAUUGUGUGAGGAAGAGUCAGACAGUGAAUCUGUUGCCAUUGGCACUCGAACCUCAUCAACUGGUGAGCCGGAAGAUGACGAUGCAAUAAGUAACUCAGGAACAGCGGAAAUUGAAGGAUUACCAACAGUGAUUCUAAGUUUAGCCCCGGAAAUUGAAAAACCUUUACUCGAAGAAGACACCGGAUUAACAGUUAUAUCUCUUGAAGUUCCUAUUCGUACCAAAUCAGGUCGCUCGGCUUCCGUUGAUGGAUCUUAUCUACAAGUUCCCCAAAGACCUGAGAUUGGUAUUUGUGAACUUCCACCGGUCAAAGCUCAACGGUCAAGAUCAAUUGAUGUCGCAUUACCAGUUGGACCCGACGGACCUUACAUCGUUGUACCCACGGAGAAACCACAACCUUUGAUAACACAAUCUAAUAAAUCCCAGGUAAAUAUCAUGAAUAAUUUUCACCCGGUUAAUAUUUCUGUCACAUUAAUCAGGUUCAUGAUCAUAUGUCUCCUCUAUCAUGCAAUUCCUUGACACUGAACAAGCGAUGUACGUAUCCAGAAAUGAUGAUGAAUUUGGUUUUUUCCUCAUUAUAUUGACAAACCUUAAGGUUUUGUUUCCUGCUUACAGAUUAUCCUUUUUAAGCUCAUUACCGCUUUGAAUUAUCAUAACUAUUGUUGUUUUUUUGCUUUACUAUUUGUUAUCAGUUAGUGUCAUCAUUAUGAGGUGAAAUUAAUUAGAGUAGUAGUUACUUAGCUGAUAAGUUGAUGAAUUGGUUUUGACUAUUCAUUGAAUUAUCAUCAUUAACCCUUGAUACUCAUUAGAAAUGAUUAGUAUUGACAGAGAGAGAGAGAGAGAGAGAGAGAGAGAGAGAGAGAGAGAGAGAGAGAAGAGAGAGAGAGAGAGAGAGAGAGAGAGAGAGAGAGAGAGAGAUAAUGAUGAUGAUGACAAGAUUAAUCUUGUUUAUCAAUAAAAGGACAUAAUGAUAAUCCUACUCAAUGAUUAGUCAAAUACUUUCGCAUUGAAUAUUUAAUCAGAUGAGAUAAAUGCUAAUCAAUUGAACACUUUUUUUCCUAUGUAAAUAUAUUCAUAGUAAAAUUGAUGAUCGUAAUUGUUGAUAAUCUUUUUAACCAUUUGCUUAAUCUAAUUGCAAUCAGUUUAUUUAUGUUGUGCAAUAGGUGCAAAAGUUUACUGAUUAUUUUUUUUCUCCAAGGUAAACAAUUUAACUUUCAUGUGCUAAAUUAUAACUGUAACAAUUAAUUGUUACACUUUUCUCCCGACUAAUAAUAGACUUGAGUUUUAACAUUUGGUUUACAUCCGAUGAUUAAUUGAUUACAUAAAAAAGUUUUAAUGGUCAAAAGUGCCUUAAGGCAGAUGUAACAUUGGGAUGGAUCUCAUUUCUUAUCAGAUUAAGACAACCACCUCAAUUGGGAUUUUCUUGUAAACGCCAAAACAACAAUCAAAUCAACUUGGAAACAAUUAACCACUAAUCUUAUAUAAUCAACUAAUUGAUCGAUAUUUUAUCAGAUUUAAUUAGUUUUCCAUUCAUAACUUUAUCGAUUCAUUGGAUAAUAGAAUUUUUUUAUAUUCUUUCCAAUUUCUGUAAACAACAAAAGCAUAAUUCUCUUGAACUUUUGUUCCCAUGGUAAGAAACUGAAUUCAAUGUAGGUAAGUUCAUUUUGAGAAUGAAUUUCUCUUCUCAAAUAAGAAUCAAAUUUCAAUUAAAAUGAUUUUUUUCUACAAAACAAAAAACAUUGUAUUCGUUUAAUUAGAUUGAUGGAAGGAGAAAACUUUAGAAUAACGAUUAGAUUCACAUUUGUAAUUCUCUAAAAUGGACGAAAAUUUUCUAAUAGCAAUUUAAUUGAUACAAAUUUGGAGU
This is a messenger RNA of Panonychus citri (citrus red mite), 3482 nucleotides long. RefSeq lists its product as uncharacterized. Bases 782 to 2137 code for a protein of 451 amino acids. NCBI's taxonomy places the organism in Eukaryota, Metazoa, Arthropoda, Arachnida, Trombidiformes, Tetranychidae. The transcript has 3 exons. The record is from RefSeq and is a predicted model, not a curated record.